UCUCUCUCGCUCGCCUCCGUCAUUUUCCUUUCCUUUGUGCCUUGCGCAACGGGCGAGGCGAGGCGAGGCGUGGCGCCGGAGGAGGCGAAAUAUAGCUACCCUCUCCAUCCAAUCCAACCCGCCCCCGAUUGCUUUGCUCCGACGGAACCUCGCCGGCCCUCCGCCGUAACCGCAACCGCAAGGCUGCUGAGUCAAGAUAUAGGAAUUGAUGGAUCUGUCCACAACCUCUGUUAUGGCGGCCAAGGCCUACUCGUACAAAGCAGAGUUACUGGUUAAGGAGUAUCUUCUUGCAGAUUCAUAUGUUUCGUACACUGCUAUGCUUGGUGGGAUCCUGAUGUGCAAGAUGGUCUAUGACAUCACACACUUAGUCAGCUCAUUCUUCUACAAGUGUUAUGCUUCUCUUACAAAAGCCCAAAAGCUUGAGUGGAACAACAGGGGCAUCUCCACUGUCCAUGCAAUUUUCAUCACAUUCAUGUCAGUGUACCUAGUAUUCUUCUCCGACCUAUUCUCUGAUAAGCUGGAUGGACCAGUAACUUUCCGGAGUUCAAAGCUCUCUGAUAUUACACUAGCGGUUUCUGUUGGGUACUUCAUCACUGACAUUGCUAUGAUAUUUUGGGUUUAUCCUUCCCUAGGCGGAAUGGAGUAUGUUCUUCAUCAUUUCCUGUCACUUGUUUCCAUAGUCUAUUCUGUGUAUUCUGGGGAAGGCCAGCUGUAUACAUACAUGGUUCUCAUCUCUGAAGGAACCACACCUGGAAUCAACCUCCGCUGGUAUCUUGAUACUGCUGGACUGAAAAGAUCCAAGGCCUAUAUCGUAAAUGGUACCUUAAUGGUUGCUGCAUGGCUGGUGGCACGGAUAAUUCUCUUCAUCUACUUGUUCUACCAUAUCUACUUCCACUAUGAUGACGUGAUGCAGAUGCGGUUCUUCAGCUGCCUUCUGAUAUUUGGCGUGCCCUCGAUACUACUCAUCAUGAAUACGAUAUGGUUUGCAAAGAUCUUGAGAGGCCUUAAAAAGACGCUAGCCAAGAGGGAGUGAAGAGGAGAAGAAUAGCAGCAGAUGCAAACUCGUGUCCGCCCAUCUACACAAACCAUCACCCUGCCAUACAGUCACAUAAAACUACAUAUACUCCCAAGUAAAGCUAGAUAGUGCGACUCGCAGCACAAGCUAAAACCCCAUGUACAUGAUCCAGAAGUAUGCUUGAGCACGGCCUCACAUUUUCCACGGAUAUUCUCCGUCUUGUACAUAUAUACCCGUCUGGAUAUUGCUUAGGAAGCUUCAAACUGCUUGUGCAUUGAAUGCUUCUAAGCCUCGACCACUGACAUUGAGAUAGUCGUUGGUCAUCAAACUGACCUUUGAAAGGUUGAAACCUA
This is a messenger RNA of Hordeum vulgare subsp. vulgare (domesticated barley), 1368 nucleotides long. RefSeq names its product TLC domain-containing protein 4-like. The transcript is spliced from 9 exons. Gene Ontology annotation, biological process: lipid homeostasis. Gene Ontology annotation, cellular component: membrane; endoplasmic reticulum. Lineage: Eukaryota; Viridiplantae; Streptophyta; Magnoliopsida; Poales; Poaceae. The record is from RefSeq and is a predicted model, not a curated record. The coding region runs from base 209 to 1033 and encodes 274 amino acids.